CGCCCGAGCACGUGAUGCUGGCGCGCAAUUGGCUGUACGGCGGUAACGUCGAGGGCUUUGAUAAGUGUACGGGAUACCCUGGAAGCUUGAAAGCCGGAACUCGGCUAGUAUGCUAUCGUGACGACUUGAGUAAAAAUCGCCAGUGAGCCUGGACACAGUGCUGUAGAGUUUGAGGAUGUUUCUUGGAUACAUCACAGUGUGAGAAUGAUGACUUUACCUCCACCUGAACCCCUGUUUGUUCUACGUGGGGCUGCAUCACCUGUGAACACCCUGAAAUUUCACUGCAAAACGUCUUGUGGAGCUGAACCUUUCCUCUUCUCUGGGUCUAGUAAUGGAAUAAUUCAUACCUGGAGCCUCACAACUAGAAGACCAGUUGCCGAACUAAAUGGCCAUCAGGGAAAAUCAGUUUUAUGGGUACAAACCCUAUGGGACAAUGAUUCAUUGAUCAGUCAGGGCCGUGAUCUGAGACUUUGCUUGUGGGACCUGGCUGAGGGAAGAUGUGCAGUUACUGAUACCAUCGAGGCAGGCAAUGUUGGAUUCUGUCAGUGCUCCCUGCUGGACAGGGGUAGCAGUCAGAAGCUGUUAGCUGUGCCUGGCUCCUGUUCAGAUGAGGUUCAAAUCUUGGAUCUUGCUACCAGAAUGAAAGUGUGCACCUUAAAGCCAAGCCUUAAGAUGGGGAUGCCAAUGUGUAUACGCCUGUGGCAGCCUGAUUUUGGUCCUGAUCCCCUGUUAUUAGCGGGAUAUGAGAAUGGCUCUCUCACACUUUGGAGUUUAUCAGAAAGGCGUCAGCUGUGUUCUCUUUCCUGUCAUAAUGAGCCAGUCUUGAGUCUUGACUUUGACUCGGAGAAGUUACAAGGUGUCUCUGGUGCACCAGAUAAGACAAUUAAGAUCUGGAAGCUAGAUGGACAAAAUUGCCUAAAGCUGAAGAGAUCUUUUGACGUUGUAAAUCCAGGCAUAUCACAUCUUUGUAUCCGAGAAGACAAGAAGAUCCUGGCAGCAGCUGGAUGGGACCAUCGGAUUCGCAUUUUUGGCUGGAAGAAGAUGAGUCCUCUUGCUGUACUGCGAUUCCACACAGAAAGCGUGCAUUGUGUAACUUUUUCUGAUCAUGAGAUGUCCUCUGAUAGACUGAUGGCAGCUGGAUCCAAAGACCAGCGUAUUAGUGUCUGGUCGAUUUACAAUCAGAAAUAGAUGACUAUGCAUAACAAGAUGCUGUGAAAUUUGAGGACACUCUGGGAGCAUGCAUUAUGUGAUCUGAUUUGGUGAAGGAAACUAGACAAUUUCAGUACCUUUUACAGUAUUUGAAAACACAAAAAUGUGACUUCCUUUUUUUUUUUUUUUGAUCUGAAAGGGAUGUGGUGGCCUAACACCCUAUGGCCAGCCCUCAUGUUUGUUUAUUAAGAGACCAAUUCAGUUGUUCCUCACAUCAGGAUGCUUACAGCUAAAUGCAGAUAUUUACUGAGAGUCUAUUUGCCCAGAUGACUUUACUGUCAAGAAACAAAGCCAUACCAAUCCAUUGCUCAUCUGUUUUGCUUGGCAAAAUUAGUAGAGAAGGAAGGAAAAUAGAAAGGAAAGAAACUGUGCCUCUGUAAGCAAUAAGGUCGCUGUGCACACAGAUGUGUGACUUUUUCCUGCCCCAUGUCUAGUUGUCUUUAUAGAAGAGAUAGUCAGGGAUCAUAAAGAGAUAGAUAUUAUAAAUUAAGUGAUAGCAGCAAAGUCAAAACAAAAACACAAGACUGACUGAAAGAAUGGCAGUGGGCCCAUUGACGCUUGAGAGAAGAGCAAUACCAGCAACUGUCUGGAAAUCAGGCCGUUAGCCUUUUUUGACUUAGGUCACCUUGAUUAGUCACAGCUACAAUUCUACCCUUUGAUUAUUUCUUAUUAAAGCUGGAGUUCUUGUACACUGUAAAGACUCCAUGUGACAUGGUUGACUUUGAGUGCAAAUGUCAUAAAGAAUUUGUGAAGGCGAUAAUAGGUGUGCCUCUAGGUUUGAAUGAUCCUACUCUGCUGAAGUGUGUCAGCAUAGUUUCAGAGGCUCUGGACAGAGCAUUACUUUCCAUGGUUCACUGAUGUGACAACUGCACUUAAGAAAUCUUGUCAGAAACAUAAAUGUUCUGUCAAACAACACAGUGAUACACCUGCAUAUAUAGAUGUGCUGUGAUUUGCAAGUUAUGGAAGAAGAUUGGCCACUCACAUGACAGUUAAUCGGUGCAUACCUGUGGCAUACUGAAAGUUAGUGGGAAAAUAAAUUGAACCAACGGCGUUUUGGUUUUAAAAAUGUAUGAUGAGAACUAAAUAAGUGAAUACUUUUCAAAGCAUAGUUUAAAUUAGAGAUCAUUUUAUUCAAGAGAUGUCAUAAGCUGGAAAAGCUGUGCUUGCUUUACAAGUUGCGCAAUACCUUUUUUUCUCUCUCUCUCAAAUAAGUAUCAUAAAGGGAUUCAUUAUUUUUUUCACUUGCCUUUCUGAUAGGAGAUACGCUUGAGCAGACUUGAAUUUGACCUGUGUACCUUAAUGGGCGUCACUUGGAGUUUCUUCUUCUUGCUGACCUCUUUCAUGAACCACACCUCAUUAAUCAGUUGCCACUAAACACAAGUGUAAAGGCAAGACAUGCAAGAGGUUUGCUUACUGGGUGUAUUGGAAGCUGUGGCAUCCAUAACUACAAACGUUUUGUUUAUUUAUUUAUCUUUUCUUUUAUUUUUCAUUUUUCCUGUAGCAAUGGUGAUCUUAUUUACAGCAGUUCAGCCUUAAUUGGAAAUGGGACACUUACUAGCAUUCAUAGUAAAGUGAAGUAUACAGUAACUUUGUGAAACACUGUACUGUUGGGAUGCUCCUCCUUGUGGACAUGUCACAAAAUUUAAACUCCUACUCUAAGCUCAGAUGCCUGUAAUUCUGUUUAAAUUUAGGUGUUUAAUAUAAUUAUUCUUUUAUAUUAUGUCUGGUUAGAGCACUGUAGAAUGGGACAAAUUAUUAAGAGUCUCCCAGUGGGUCAGAGAGACUGCGAUUGGAUUGACAAUACACAAUGUUCUUUCAGACCCUGAUUUUACUGUGGAACUGAUGUAAAUGGAUAUGCAUUUAGCUUCUGAAAGAAAAAAAGGAAAUGUGGCUCCCUUUGGAAAGCUUUUCAUUAAAUUCAGAGUGAGUGCAGCUUCUUCUUACUUCUUUUGCCAACUUGCAGUCUUUAUAGCACCUUAGCUGUUGGUAACUUGGUCAAAAACUCCCAACAAGAUUACUUCUUCAAAUAUUGGAAUGAUUUGUGUAAUUUCAAACACUAAAGGUCAGAGAUUCAAAACCUCCAAAUGAGCAGAAUUUGAAUCUUCACAGUUUAAGGGUUUUUCAUAUUUGAUUGUGUCUUUAUUUUUUUACAACUUUGUGGGCCAUGAUAGGUUUCUUUUCACUCUGUUUUUCUUUCAUGCUGGGUCUUUGGUUUUCCGUAACACUUUUUUUUUUUUUUGAUGUUUUUUCCAUUUGGUAGUGCAUGCACCAGGGAUUACUUAAAUAAAAAAAAAAAAGUUGAUUCCUUUUUAGUCAUAACAGAGACAUUGUGUCCAAUAAGAGAACAAUCUAGUUAAAAUCAACACUGCUGACUUUAUUGUUUUGAAUUAAUGCCAAAGGUAAAUUGUAGUGCCAUCCAGAAGUGUUUUCCACCUCAGAUCCAAUGGUGCCAGGAUAGACACUCAGCUGGAUUAAGCAGGUCUGAGAAUAAUGUGAUGUCAAAGGUACGUUUCUGACUUUUGUAUUCAUUUUCAGUUGACUUUCUCUAUAGGUCAUAACUGUGGACAUUGUGCCUUAAGUGCAUCUGUAUUAGCAGGUGUUUUAGAAAGGAAUAUAAUUUUCAUUAAAUCUGUUUAGUUAUGUUGGUUUGUGAUAAACUGAAUUAUACUGACUUGCCUAGCAAUUGGCAGAAAGUAGUCAUUUAAACGUGAGAAUUAAGGUUUUAUCUGCCAGCUGCUGUGAAAGGUUCUAUUUUGGCUCACUCUGCAAUGCCUGGCAGUGAUUUUGGUCCUUUUUGAGAUAUGAUGUGUUUAUUUUUUUGUGUAUUGUGAUUUCUGGACAUUCAGCAGACUCAAUGAAUGUGCUGGCAGUUUUUUGUUGAAUAUAAACUGUGACAAGUGAAAUAAAUGCAAGAAAAAAUCUUGUAA
This is a messenger RNA of Polypterus senegalus (gray bichir), 4136 nucleotides long. It is a transcript of the gene gnb1l, whose product is annotated as guanine nucleotide binding protein (G protein), beta polypeptide 1-like. The transcript is spliced from 8 exons. Lineage: Eukaryota; Metazoa; Chordata; Cladistia; Polypteriformes; Polypteridae. The coding region runs from base 205 to 1188 and encodes 327 amino acids. The record is from RefSeq and is a predicted model, not a curated record. Gene Ontology annotation, molecular function: protein binding.